AUGGAUCCUUUAUCCGUCUCGGCGUCCGUUGUAGGACUUUUAGGCGCAGGAGCUAAGAUCACAUCAUGUCUUUGGACAUUCGCGACCAACGCCAGAGAUGCCCCGCAACUCGCACGCCAUCUUGUCUUUGAAGUAGCCGACAUCACUGCGGCACUUGGAUCGCUUCAGGCCUAUGUGUGCGGACAGGCUCAAGCCCCCGGUGAACGAGGGGCAUUGAUUUUGCUGGAACAUGUUCUUACGACACUUACAGGAUGCGUUACUACGUUCUCAGAUCUCCAGAGCCUUAUGGACCAGCUGAAUCUCAGCCCUGACAUGGGGACUAUUGAUAAGAUGAAAUGGGCCUCGGCAAGAGUCCAAUAUCGCCACUAUUGUCCAGCGUCUCCAAAAUCACAAGUCAUCUUUGACGUUGAUGUUGACCGUUUUGCAGUGCUUGUGGAGGAAUUGCUGCAAAGCAACCAAGAACUUGCCAGUCGUAUCAGAGGGCUUGAGCGAGAGGGUUCAAUUAUUGCAGAGUCCAGGAGGGACGAUGUCUCCACCCUUAGACAGACACGAGGCUCAAAGUCUGUUUCGUUCAUCGAUACUCAGGCUUCCGCCAUCAAGUUCACAUUCGACCAAGAUCUCCAGGCAUCACGAGUGUACAACCACGCCAUAGGUCGACAAUCUAUGACGUCUCUCACAAGCACUGCCUUGUACACGACUGCGCUGUCUCUUUUCUCCAACCUGAGUCUAUCUCAAGUGUCCAACAUCUCUUUCUACGCCUUGCCAGUUUACUCUAGUGAUCUGAGUAACAGUGGCUGCUAUAUCUUUGGCGAGGAAGGCGCUCUGGUAAAGUCUGAUAGCUCUCAGGCUCCCAAGUCUUCCCCCUCACAGCAAAGGACACAAGAUAUACCAGAUAACAUCCUUCCGCCACUAAACCAAGCUCAGACGCCUUCACGGCUACUCGGCCGCUUUGCGAGAAGGCGUAAGACUCCACUGGUGAGCGCACCAGAGAAUCCUUACCACGUUACUCAUGUUGGAUAUGACGACUCCACAAGCCGGUUUACUGGUCUCCCUAAAGAGUGUCAGAGGUUAAUUGAUGAAGACCCGUUUCCAAUGUACCGUCGGAAGUCACAGAUGUUUGACAUACUGGAAUUUUAUAAGGAAACCACAGAGAGGAACCCCCCUGGACCCCAAUAA
Fusarium verticillioides 7600 is the source of this 1176-nucleotide messenger RNA. RefSeq lists its product as hypothetical. The transcript is spliced from 3 exons. The record is from RefSeq and is a predicted model, not a curated record. Bases 1 to 1176 code for a protein of 391 amino acids. NCBI's taxonomy places the organism in Eukaryota, Fungi, Ascomycota, Sordariomycetes, Hypocreales, Nectriaceae.